AUGGAUAAUCCAAGAGCGCGAAAAGGACGUGACGGCGUUGGUUUACUCAUCGGGGUCGGGGCGUCGGGACUGUUGAAUAAUCGAAAAAUCGGUGGGUCGCCACGAUUGGCCCGAACUGCGCCCAAAGUUUAUGACUUUGAAAUUGGCUGGAGUCGGAGACUAACGGGCUCUCAUGCUCCGUCCGAACGUCAACAACUCAUCAUCAAGACCGAGCGCGCCGCAUCGAGGAAUAUAAAUCGAAUCAUCGACCUCAGCUUACUCCACUAUUCUCCAUCUCCAAUGCUCCGAAAUACCUUCAUCCGCAGCGUACAGCGUACAACUUACAGCUCUCGCAACAUGUCUUCAUUCACUCAGCCGAUGCCAGUAGUUGCCUGCGGCAGAAUACCCGCGAUGGGAAAAUCAAUCUCCCAGCACCUGCCGCCUGAAUAUGAAGUCAUCCACUUCAUCCUGUCAUAUGAGGCUGCAGAGGCUGAGCUCCCGCAUCUGCUUGCAGGUCGCGAUCCUCAGUCUCGGAGCCCCAAUGAGAUCGGAACCCACGAUUACAGCCGGCCUCCUCGCGCGGUAAUCUUCGGUCGCGGCUAUGAGCCUCAGCAGGUUGAAGAGCUUAAGAAGAAAUUCGCGGGUGUUGCUAAAGAAUCUGUUGCUUGGGUGAGGGGGAACCCAGCGGAUUUGCCUGCCGGGGCCGCUGGGCCUGACUACGCUCAGAAUAUCGCGGCGGAUAUGAAGAAGGUGCUUAAUAAAUGGAGGGACGGGGGAGGAAAAGAUGAGGAGAUUUUGGUGUACUAG
Penicillium daleae is the source of this 786-nucleotide messenger RNA. RefSeq lists its product as uncharacterized. The transcript has 2 exons. The record is from RefSeq and is a predicted model, not a curated record. The coding region runs from base 1 to 786 and encodes 261 amino acids. Lineage: Eukaryota; Fungi; Ascomycota; Eurotiomycetes; Eurotiales; Aspergillaceae.